Molecule: messenger RNA, 2451 nt
Organism: Talaromyces rugulosus
Lineage: Eukaryota; Fungi; Ascomycota; Eurotiomycetes; Eurotiales; Trichocomaceae
Exons: 8
Coding region: 1-2451 (816 amino acids)
Biological process (GO): DNA repair; DNA-templated DNA replication
Cellular component (GO): nucleus; DNA replication factor C complex; Rad17 RFC-like complex
Molecular function (GO): ATP binding; DNA clamp loader activity; ATP hydrolysis activity
Source: RefSeq, a predicted model, not a curated record
AUGGUCCAAGCAGAGUCAUCAGCUGCUGCUGCCCGCAAUGGCCUGCAAGCCUCCACCGCCGGAGCCCCCCCAGACUACGAGCUGCCCUGGGUGGAAAAAUACCGACCUGUUUUCCUCGAUGACAUUGUCGGAAAUACCGAGACCGUGGAGCGUCUAAAAAUUAUUGCAAAGGAUGGAAAUAUGCCUCAUGUUAUCAUCUCGGGCAUGCCGGGUAUUGGGAAAACGACGUCUGUUCUGUGCCUCGCGAGGCAGCUGCUGGGAGACGCAUACAAAGAGGCUGUGCUUGAGUUGAACGCAAGUGACGAACGAGGUAUCGACGUGGUUCGUAAUCGGAUCAAGGGCUUUGCGCAGAAAAAGGUUACUUUGCCUGCAGGACGGCACAAGCUUGUUAUUCUCGAUGAGGCAGAUAGCAUGACCCCCGGAGCCCAACAAGCCCUGCGCCGCACAAUGGAAAUCUACUCGACAACCACCCGUUUCGCCUUUGCAUGCAACCAGUCGAACAAAAUCAUCGAACCGCUACAGUCUCGAUGCGCCAUCCUCCGUUACGCUCGGUUGACCGACGCCCAAGUAGUCAAGCGAAUCUCGCAGAUUUGCGAGGCCGAAAGCGCCAAGUUCUCAGAAGAUGGGAUCGCGGCUCUGGUGUUCAGUGCCGAGGGCGACAUGAGACAGGCAAUCAACAAUCUUCAGAGUACAUGGGCUGGGUUUGGGUUUGUGAGCGGCGAUAACGUUUUCCGUGUGGUGGAUAGCCCGCACCCGAUCAAAGUGCAGGCCAUGAUCAAGGCCUGCUGGGAUGGCAAAGUUGACGCGGCACUGGAGAUUCUGAACGAGCUAUGGGGCCUGGGCUACUCCUCACAUGACAUAAUCAGCACUAUGUUCCGAGUCACCAAGACAAUCCCGUCAUUAUCGGAGCACUCGAAACUCGAGUUCAUCAAAGAAAUCGGUUUCACCCAUAUGCGCAUUCUGGACGGUGUGCAGACUCUGCUGCAGCUCAGUGGGUGCAUUUCGAAGCUGUCAGCAUGGGCUAUCAAAAUAGCAACCGCGGCAGUAGACAAUAGCUGGCAUCCGCCCGAGACCAGCGCCAUCAGCGAUCUCGAUCUCAACCUGGACAGCGAUGGUGUAUUUGGCUUCAUAUUCAAUUCAUCGAACACCCCAGACGAGAACUACGGACAGUACAACUACUGCAAUAUGCCGCAUGUGCGGAGGCGUGAGUAUGAGAAAGCGCCAGAGGGGUAUGAGCUCGUAUAUGUUGAAGUAAUCCAUCGCCAUCAUAAAAGAACACCAUAUCAAUCCAAUACUUUUCCAACAGAAGAAUAUGCCUGGAAUUGCAAUGACACACACUUAUAUUACUACGGCCAACCUACGGCUAAUACUCGGAACAGCCCAAGCACAACAUUCUGGAUGAUAGAAGACAAUCCACUGGACGUAUUCCCCGUCGAGGGCUUCCCAGGAUCCUGCGCUUUCCCUCAGAUUACGAGUGCUGGGCUUGAAGAUUCGUGGCAACAUGGACGCGAUAUUUUUGAGGUGUAUCAUGACCUUUUGGGGUUUUUGCCUGAUACGCUAGACUCACAAAAGAUGCAUUUCAGGGUUACUAAUAAUGUGAUUACGAGUCAAGUCAUUGGUAUGGUAAUUGCGGGGAUGUACGAUGUGCAGAAUAACGUGCCGUUGCAUGUUCAGAAAAAGGGCAUCGACUCGCUGGAGCCUCAGUAUCCCUGCCCCGGUGGCUCUUAUAUAUUCGAUACCAUAAAAGACUCUGACAUAGGCUCCACGCCAUGGACAAGACAUCUCGAAAAGACCGCAGAGCUGUUCAAAUCACUAGAUCUCGUUUCCGGGGUCCCUCCAGACGCAAAAGGCUGGCAUGCCAACUAUGACCACUAUUUCGACAGCCUCUCGUCACGGCUCUGCCAUUCUAAGCCUCUACCCUGCAGUCCAGGUAACCCGUCACAAUGCAUAUCGCAGUCCCAAGCCAACGCAGUCCUCCGUCUUGGCCAGUGGGAGUAUUCAUACCUAUACCGUGGCGCCCCAGCGUCACUAACCGCCAGCACAGCUCUGUACGGAGUUUUCGUUGCUGAACUGGCCCAACACAUUCGCACCCAAAUCGACAUUCUUUCGUCGCCUAACAAUGAUGACGAUUCAAGCAGAGUGGUAUACACCCACAACGUCGCCCACGACGGAAGUAUUUCUCGUCUUCUUUCCAUUCUGCAGAUUAAGAACAUGGUCUGGCCGGGUAUGGGCGCCGAGCUUGUUUUUGAGUUGUAUCGAAACAACAUACAGAAAACCCAGGGGGAUCAAAAAUUCUCGGUGCGUGUUCUUUGGGGAGGUCGGGUGCUGGAAAGCUCGAAUCCGGAGCUGCAAGGUUCGGAGGACGGCAUGUUGAGGGCUGAGAAGCUGCUGGAGUACUUUGAUUCUUUGGUGGGACGGGGAGGGAAGAGUGUUUUGGGGUUGUGUCGAUGA